Messenger RNA from Sesamum indicum (sesame), 789 nucleotides. RefSeq names its product norbelladine synthase. The record is from RefSeq and is a predicted model, not a curated record. Gene Ontology annotation, cellular component: nucleus; cytoplasm. Lineage: Eukaryota; Viridiplantae; Streptophyta; Magnoliopsida; Lamiales; Pedaliaceae. Gene Ontology annotation, biological process: abscisic acid-activated signaling pathway; defense response. Gene Ontology annotation, molecular function: protein phosphatase inhibitor activity; abscisic acid binding; signaling receptor activity.
AAGUGCUCCUAGUUUCCUGCACAAAGUUGAAAAAAGAGGGAAAAUGGUGGAAAGAGUUUGGGAGGAGAUGGAGGUUAAGGUACCAGCAAGCGAAGCCUGGAAGCUCUACGGCAGCCUCCUACUAGCGAAGGUCGUGGUCGAAGCGCUUCCUGAUCACUUCAGCAAAGUCGAGGUCGUAGAAGGCGAUGGCUCCGCCGGAACCAUCCUCCACAUCUUUUUAGCUCCAGGGACGGCGGGGGCGGCGUCAUACAAGGAGAAGUACACGGUGGUGGAUGACGAGAGACGAGUGAAGGAGGCGGAGUUGGUGGAGGGCGGGUUUUUGGAUCUGGGGUUUACACUUUACAGGGUGCGGGGGGAGGUGAUAGAGAAGGCGGGGAAGAAGGAGGAGUGCAUCGUGAGAGGCACCAUAGAGUAUGAGUUGAAAGAGGAAGCUGCUGGCAAUGCUGCUUUGGUAUCCAUUGAGCCCCUCCGUGCUCUCAUGCAGGCUGCCGCAGAUUACCUGACCAAAAACUACAACACCAACGUCUGACGCACAUCCAUCUCCAUCUCCAUCUCCUGCUACUCUUUCUGUGUUAUUAAUUUGAUCUCGUUUGUGAUUUGUGUAAGUUAGUUCAUGUUAUGUAUCCGAAUUGGAAGAUGGAGGUUGGGGCUGUUUCUUCAAAGACUUUGAAUAAAAAGGAUAAAUGCGACGACUUCCUCCGCAAAUAAAUAGUUCAUUUAUCAACAUCAUUUGUGCCGCCCUGCAACUACAAAUGUUUAUAUCACCAAUUGACAAUCACAUUUCUCUUU